This is a messenger RNA of Babesia bigemina, 3006 nucleotides long. RefSeq lists its product as hypothetical. The record is from RefSeq and is a predicted model, not a curated record. NCBI's taxonomy places the organism in Eukaryota, Apicomplexa, Aconoidasida, Piroplasmida, Babesiidae. The transcript has 5 exons. Bases 1 to 3006 code for a protein of 1001 amino acids.
AUGAAGACGAGAAAAGGCAAAAAAGGAACAAAGCAAGCAACGCCCACCAAGCGUGCUAGAAAUGUAGGCAGUGAUGACGAUCCCGUGGAAUGUGAACAGGAAUCGGUGCCACCUCAAGAGGAGGCAAAGUCUCUCUUCUUCCCGGCCACGGCGGUCAAGGAGGAUGGGUCCAUAAAAGAGGGCGAACAUGGCAUAGAAAUCGUCGGCGCCGCGGCAGAAUCUGGCGUAUCUAAAACAGGAGAAGACAAACUUUUGUCACACUGGUUGUUCGCUGAUGAGGGAACUGCUGCCAUUCCGCCCAAACGCGGUCCCUUGGGCACAGUACGUGCCGCUACUCCCCAAAACUUCAAGUUGGGGUCUUUCAAUCAGCCUAAAUCUGAUAAUGCAGCAGAACGUACUGAUGAAGUUACUAACGACGUGCGUAGCGUUCCACCAUCCCUUAGCGUUCCCACCACUGUCACGGAGAACAAAGUAUCGUCCGGUUUCACCAUGGCCUCAGGCAAACCGUGUCCCACCGUAAAACCCGAAGACAUCGCAAGGAUCAAAAGUUUGCUGGGACUUGAUGCCUCAGAUCCGUCCGCAACGGAAUCUUCCGGACCCAUACAAAAUGCCUCUGAGAAAACCCAGCCUGCUGACAUUGCCUCGACAAACAUUGCACCGCUUAACCCAAUGACAGCAAUAGGUAGCAGAACGAAGAUAAAACGCCCCAAAACAACUUCUAUGGAGCAGACGCAGCGACCAAGUCCAGCGCCUGUUGGGGCAACACAAACGGAUAAAUUGAAAGAAGAGGUGAACCCGAAAGCCAAUAAACCGAGCACUACAGAUACAUUCACUGUCUCAUCAUCUAUUAAACGAGACGCACCCUGCAUAAAUACCGAUUGCAAAUCCUUGCUUCCACCACGGACGAAAUCGGUCAGCUUGCUCGAUAUGUGGUGCCGCAAUUGCGUGCUCACAAACCACGACGGUUCUAGCGUAUCGCCUGCCAUGCUCUCCAGGUUGUGGAACAUAUACGGGAAUCCGCUCACAGUGACUUAUUCAAACAGCGAGAAAUUCACGUUCAUCAUGUAUUCGCCGUGCGACGCUUCCAUCACCGUGGGAGGUUUUAACGAAAUACAGAAGUGUUUCAAGCAAAUGAUGGAGCAGUGUGUGGAGCCGAGCAUGGAGCGCAUGCGCUUCGACGAGGAAUGGUUGAGGGGGAAGUACUGUCUCUUCACAACUGCGCAAUGCAGGAAGUUCCGGAAGUCCAUCUGUAAACGUAUGCGGAAAAGUGGCAACUUGAAGGAUACGUUGAGGAAGGUGCAGUUGCCCAACGUUUUGACCGUCCUUGCACAAAUCAUCAAGUCAUUUAACAAAGAAUACGGCGGCAACGAGUCCAUACUUAUGCGUAUCCUGCACGGUGAUGCGCCGACAAAUUCUCCGGUUGUCAUCCGUGUAGAGGACGUUCACGGCGACAAGGUUUAUAUAACUGAUGGGGAAUCUGUUAUUGCUGCAAACGCAGCAGAUUGCUACGUGAGGCAGCUUCUGAAAACGCAGCGUAUACUUCCCGGCAACAAGUUGCAGCUGCACGGCAUCUCGAUCGGUACAGACACCUCACGAAGUGAGGGCUGUGCAGCUGUGCAGAUUAACCUCAACGCCAUCAGCCCCGCGUCUAAAAAACCACUAGGACUACAAAACAGACACAGCAACGCACACGUCAGGGAACUUAAGGCUGGUGCGGGAAGGGUGGCGCAGCUGGAUCUUACCGUUUUAGGUGUAAUGCCACCAGUAUUCAAGGUUUUUUACAAAGAGACGGGUAGCAAUGCAACUAAAGUGGCGACUUUCAGUGAAUGGGAUUUCAAUUCGCUGUUUGCCGAUCCAGUGUACAAGCCACCGGUGACGAUCGAAAGUGUCUAUGUACACCACACCUUAGCGGUUAUUGACACAAUUAUUCUCCUUCGAAUAAAGGACUACCAGCAGGAUCCCCAAAGGUUCGAAAAGGCGCUUGUUAAGUCAUGCGCUUUGCUUACGCUGAGAAACAUCGAUGAGACUAUCAUGGGCAUGAUAAAACCAACUACAAGGCUGAUCGUCAGCAGCCUAACUGUUAAAAACAGUGGAGAGUCGAGGAGAUACAAUACGUUAACGGAAUCCAGCGCACAUAUCGGCAACUACCUUUGCUUCGAGACCAGCACGCAGAGCCGUUUGGAUAUCAAGGAGCGCGACACACCGCUUCAGCAAAUACGCAAGACGGUGGCUGAGUUUCAAAAGGGGAUUAAAAAUGGUGCUGCGAACGGCGCAGACAGUGACGCUGCCAAGGGGGGGGCAAAGUCGAUUUUUCAUACCCUCAUUUUAGGGGAGCCCGCACUGUCGAUAAGCGUGCACAGCGAGCAAGAAUUCUUCGACAUACUGCAACAGGGCGGCAAUCAGAGCGCAUAUGAGAGCGGUGAGCUUUUUAUAGACCAGGUGUGCAGCCUGACAGGGCUAGUAAUCGAGGCGGGAGAAAUUGUAAACAUGGGAAGAGACACACGGGCGUUCAGAUUCUUUGUUCUGACGACGCGAUUCCAACUCGCUGUCAUCAAAGUUUCGGAGCGAGCGGUGCUGCUGCCGACCCACAGCGGCACCCACGAAAAUGCAUGUGGCAAACUGGAGCGGAUACGUCGUCGUUUGUUGGCGCAAAGAAUCACUGUUGCGAGAGCACCCGAGAAGCCAACACGAAAGAAAGAGGCGCUGUUAAUCGCGUGCCUGCAUCUGCAGUAUGCUGGGUAUGACGAGGCACACAAUGUGUACAACUUCAAUACCACCAGCAGUAGGCUUCAGACUAGGCUGCACAAUGGCCUAGUUUUUGCCGAGGGAACCGGUUUCGCGCUCAGCGGUAACGCCCUGAGAGCGGCAGGAGACACACAGUUGGACAGGCACUGCCGGCUGUUCGCCAAAUCCAUCGCGCAAACUAAACUCAAGGUGUGCCAUCUGCUACACACUAGCGUCGAAGACGUGAAAGUGUGUGAAGAAAUGGCUGCAUACGGCCGCUGA